Insectozyma verbasci is the source of this 1581-nucleotide messenger RNA. The record is from the annotation of a GenBank genome assembly. Lineage: Eukaryota; Fungi; Ascomycota; Pichiomycetes; Serinales; Debaryomycetaceae.
AUGUCAUCAUCAUCUAAUUAUAGAAAUGAUGAUACUAACAAUUUAAACUCAUCGGGUUAUAGUAGAAGAACUACUGAUGAUAGAAGAGAAUUACCUAAUAGACCAAGAGCAAGACAACAUUAUAAUCAAAAACAACAACAGCAACAACAUUAUGAUCAACAACAACAACAACAUCAUCAUCAUCAUCAUCGAGAUAGAGGUAGGGAAAGAAUUAAUCAUGAAUCGAAAUAUCCAAAAGAACCAAGUUCUAAAUUACCAAGAAUACCCACUGAACCAAGAGGUAGUAGAAUACCCAAUGAACCAAGAGGUAGUAGAAUACCCAAUGAACCAAGAGGUAGUAGAAUACCCGAUGAACCAAGAGGUAUGAAACGUACUCAUGAAAAAGAAUCUUAUAGACCAUCAAAUAAAUUAUCACCUCAAAAUGAAUUGCAAAAAUUACAAUCAAAAUUAUCUGAAUUUUCAAAUAUAGAAUCAAUCGAUCAAAUUAAAGUUAUAGAUUCAAGAUGGGAUGUUAAACCAAAAGGUUUUGAAGAAGUUGGUGCUGCGAGAGCUAAAUUAUCUGGUUUAUUCCCAUUACCUGGAUAUCCAAGACCCGUUGAUUUUACAAAAUUAGAAGGUUUAAUUAAAAAUCGUAUGUUGGAUUCAAAUGAUGUUUUACAUGAUGUUUCUAAAAUUGAACCAAUAGAUUCAAGAUUAGCAAGAUUAUUAAUAAUUGAAGUUGAUUUUAAAAUUAUAAAUUAUUUAAAAAUUGUUGAAUUUUUCAAUGACUAUUUAAAAAUGAUUGAUUAUGAUAAUACAAAUAAUAAUAUACAUAGUAAAAGAAAGUUGGAUAAUAAAUUAAUUAUAGAAUUUAAUAAUGCUGAAUCUGCAACUAUAAUUUAUUCAUUAAAUGGUACUGAAUUAUUAUUAAAUGCUUAUAAAGAAGAUGAUGCAAUUGCUGAAGGUAAAUUUAAAUUAAAAAUAACUAGACCUAAUGAAUAUGUAGUUAGUGAAGAAGAUUCAAAAAAAGUUUCAAUAGUAACAAAUGCAACUCAAGAUGAAUUACAACAAUUGGGAGAAAUUCAAUAUUUACGUCAAAAGGGUACAAAAGAACCAUUAGGUUUAGUAUUUGCAAAAUCUGAUAAGAUACAAGAAAUAAAGGCUCUUCCAUUUGUUAAUGAUGCUUUUUAUUCAUGCCAAGGUAAAUAUAUACAACAAACUCCAAUAACUUAUACAAAAUUGAAAAAUUUGGUAAAUAAUGAUCCAAAACAUGAAAAACUGAAAGUUAUACAGAUUUUAAAUGCCGUUACAAUUAAAGAUUUAAUAGAUGAUGAAAUGUAUCAAUUUAUACUUAAAGAUAUGAAACAUGUAAUUGGACUAAUUGGUAAAAUAAUAUCAAUUAAAAUACCUAGACCUGCUAAUGAUUAUACUCCUGGUUUAUCACAAUUUAAUCAACCUGGUUUAGGUAAAAUAUUUAUUGAAUUUGAUGAUGAAGAAUCUGCAUUAAAAGCUAUAAUGGAAUUAAGUGGUAGAUCAUAUAAUGAUCGAACUGUAUUAUGUUCAUAUUUUGAUCAACAAGAUUUUAAAAAUGAUAUAUUAUAA